Molecule: messenger RNA, 696 nt
Organism: Metarhizium brunneum ARSEF 3297
Lineage: Eukaryota; Fungi; Ascomycota; Sordariomycetes; Hypocreales; Clavicipitaceae
Source: RefSeq, a predicted model, not a curated record
AUGAGUUUUGGCGAUUCCUCUUUCCUCCCUCUGCGCUUCAACUUCUCCACCACACCAUGUGAAGGCCAACUGAUCGCAAAAUUUACCACCCCUGCGGAGGUCCCCAAUGGGGAAGCAGAUAUCUUUUGGCAAUGCGCCGGACUGGCUCCAUACUGCUAUCAGGCGAAUAUAACGAAUGGCACAUCUGAUCCUACCAUGCAGCUUGAUAGGGAGGCACAAGUUGGAUGCAUUAACGAGGUACUCAGAACAACCAGUGUCCUUGUUGUCAAAACCAUGUCCACUCGUACAACAACCGAAACUGCAGUGUCAGUCUUUACCUGGACAACGACUAGUUUCCCUAGAUCACAGGAGACAUCACCCACAGUCACACUCCCGUCCCAGUCAUGGGUCACUUCUGGGGUGGCAACACCAUCAUCUACAGUGAUGAACAAGGAUCCAACGGGGACGGACACAACAGCCGCCCGGGCUCCGGCUGCUGACUCCGUUCGAGUGGAGAUCCCCCGGUCCGAUAUGAUCGGAAGAACUGUUAGAACCACAUCUCCCUUGCCUGUGACAACAGACACAGUCUUUGACAGUGGCGCUUCCAAGGUCACCACCCCUCUUGUCACCUCUGCGGUGACUACAUUUUUGACGACGACACUAUUGCGGACCGUAACGGUUAGUUGCGCAGCAGGGAGCGCAACAGGGAAGGCAUAA